Messenger RNA from Daldinia caldariorum, 2504 nucleotides. RefSeq lists its product as uncharacterized. Bases 482 to 2272 code for a protein of 596 amino acids. The record is from RefSeq and is a predicted model, not a curated record. The transcript has 4 exons. Gene Ontology annotation, biological process: regulation of DNA-templated transcription. Lineage: Eukaryota; Fungi; Ascomycota; Sordariomycetes; Xylariales; Hypoxylaceae. Gene Ontology annotation, molecular function: zinc ion binding; DNA-binding transcription factor activity, RNA polymerase II-specific.
GGAUUCUCUAACCUUGACUUAGCCAGUACCACAGGCGAUUUUGCUUGUCCAACGCUGUCUUUUAACUUGCGCCAUCGAGUCAGGACGAGUCAGGACUGAGUCGCUAUUACUAACUGGCCUUCGACUUGCCUUGGUCGUAUAACUUCUCAACUAAUAAACCCCUUGAGGAAGUGGAAAGAUUUAAGCCAGGGACCACUCUUCUAACCCUUGAAAGAUUUCGAACCUGGGUUGCCAUUUACGGACUUGAAAAAAAAAGCGUUGCUUACCAUCUGGUGCGGUUCCCGGACCAAGAAGUGAUUUUUUGAAAAUCUCCUCGAAUUUGCAAGUGAGACUGAACAUAUUACCUCUCGAGAAUCGCCGAAACUAUAUCUAAACGGUAUUUUCCAUACUCCCAGCGAAGGUGCCGGACCGCCGCUUGGAAGGAGAGAGAUAGACGUUCGGGCUCACGGUCCUAUCGUAUAUCUCCCCCCCGGCUGCAUCCAUGCAAACUCUUAUUUAUCCUACUGAGCAGUCAAACCAUCCGCUCGGCCAGCGCCGAGGCUUCUUGAACCUGGCGAACUUCUCUCUAGACCUGUCCUGGGCCAGAGCAGAGACGGAUUGUGCUCUUAGCAGCACAAGGGCGUAUCCCUCUCCGCCCAUGUCAGGGUCUCCACCACCACUCCCGCCCAAACCAUACCCGGAGGUCGGUGAUCGAGCAGGCGAGUAUCGAGCAGCACCGCCACAGCCGUCCUUAUUACCCCAUACAACCAGUGCCACCAGACCAUACCCUCCAGAGGGUCCGGAGCGAAUGCAAUAUCCAUAUCACCGUCCCGAGGACACGAUGGGAAGACCGAUUUCCUACACGCAGCAGCCAGGCCCGAUGGUUCCCCAGCCGCAGUAUUCGCUUCCUCCUGUAGUUGGACCAAACAUAGGACCAUCAUCCUAUACGAUGCCGAGCAACCCGCAAGGCGCCGAAAAUCCUCCUUACACCUCUCCGAAAUCCCAGCGGAAAACUAAGGGGCACGUGGCUUCAGCUUGCGUGCCCUGCAAAAGAGCACAUUUGAGGUGCGAUGCCCAGCGGCCAUGUUCGCGGUGUUUGAGUAACGGUAAAGAAGACUCAUGUGUCGACGUCCAACAUAAGAAGCGCGGCCGACCUCGAUUACGCGAUGACAACCAACCCCGAUUUGAGACGGGGAGAUUCCCUCACCCAGGUGAUCCAGCAAUACGACGACCACUUUCCCUCUAUUCGCCGAUUAGCGCAGUCUCUGCCUCAUACGAAGACCCCCUCCGAAGAAACCACUCAUAUAGAGUAUUAAAAUCUCAACCGAGUGAUCCUGUUCCACCUAGGUUUAUCGAGCGUGGGUCAGCUUCAGAUGCAAAUAUCUUCCCCGCGCCCAUUUCCAUACCCCCUCGUGCCCAGGAGCCAGUGGCAUUUUUGACGACAGAUCUAGAGAUUAUGGGGGCGUCGGGAGCUUUUAUGGAAGCCCUAGGUGUUCGAUCAGUCAUGGGCCGCAGGUUGCUAGAUGUCGUCAGUCCAGGAGAGCGCGAUAGGGUCUUUGCACUUCAACGGUCUCUGCAGGACGAACAGGGGAAAAAGGAACCGAAUUAUCUCCCGCCAAUUUUCGGAAAAGAAGAGGCCGCGAGGGUGAUACAGGCAUUGCCGUUUAGUCCAGAGUCGAUAUCGAGGUUCCAGCUAGAUCGCCAGGAUUUCUUCAACUUCGUCGGGGGAGACAGACAGUUACGAUACUAUCCCAUCCGUGUCGGACUAGCGAAGGAGGACUCGAUAUACUUCGUCGUACUGCUUCUGUUAAACCGCCCAACCCAGUCGUUCCCUCACCCAUCACCUUCUCCCCAUGCCCGAGAGUUCCAAUACUCAUUUCAACAGCCAUAUGCUCAGUUGACUCCGGUUUCAAGUUCCUUCGACUCUGGACGGCCUCGAUACGGGGAAUCGUCUCGCGAGGGUGCUUAUACGCCACGGCAACCACCGACACCAACACCCGCCCCUAUAAUAUCCGGCCUUACACCUGGCAUCAACCCGAACGUUUCCCCUUAUUCCGCCUCUGGACCCUCGCGAAUCGAACCGCCCGCGGGUCCUUCGCAUCAAAUCCCUAGGAGCGAGCUCCCUGGUGUCAGACCUCCACAGCAAGUCGAAUAUCAACUACCUCCUAUCCGUGGCCAGAGUCAAGCUGGUCCCCCAGGGGAACUGUCUAGUUGGCAGCGGGAUGAUCGUUCGAGCCGCGUCGACAUCGGCGGAUUAAUAGAAAAGCCUGACCCUUCGCGACGAGGUCGGUAGUGGUUGAUUCAUACUAGGACGCCACAAAUCCUCUUCAUGAUAUCGUCUCUGAGUAGCUCCGGGCUCCCUUAUAGGCUUGAACGCCUUUGACAACCUGUCCGCUAGGUUAAUGUUUGAUACUACCACAACCUAUUCGCAGUCGAAUUGUAAAACUAUACCCUUUAUCGCGCAUUCCUCGUUUUCAGUCGCGCAGGAGAUACCAUGUACAACAUAAUGCAUCUUUCCAUCUUAG